ACAGUGCCGAGUGUGCUGCGCGUCGCGCUUUAAACACCUAGUUAAUCUAAUUUUUGUAAUCAAUUAUGAUUUGCCAAUUAUUUUGUGUAUUAAAUUAAAAUUAAAUUUGUUUUGCCGUAAAUUUUCUUUGAAAACGGCAACUACAACAAGCACAAGCACAUUCUGUUCAUUUUGAGAUGCAAAUGAGUAAUAUGUUUCUGUGUCUAUUGCGACGUCAAACCACAUUUGCGUCCGACACACCGCUCGAUCCUUAGAGCUUCGUUUAACGUUAAAAUCGUACAACUUCUACAAAUUAACAAUUAGUCUAUCCAGAAAGGGGUGCGCUGCUUUAUCGUGCCUCUUCAAAUGAUGCAAAUUCAAUUUAUACAAAUCCUUAAAGUAAUUUUCGUGCUGUCAACAAUUGUCUCUGUAACAGAUUGUUGUUCAAGCCGAAUUUUACUGCUGCGCGAGCACACGCUGAAAAUUGUGGAGCAUCAGGACAAUUUUCACAACCAUCUGCACGAACAUGCCCACCAGUUGCAGCAGCAGAUCGAAAGGCGUGUUGUGGAUAUGGUGAACCAAAUGGAGAUGCAACAGAAGCUGCUGGCGCAGCAGCAAUUGUUGGAGCUCGGCGAGCAGCAACAGUCGGAGGGGGGAGGAACGGAAGAGCCGCUGCUGGAUUGGCAGGAUCUGGGCGAAGCAGCACUAUCAGAAACAACCACAGAGCAGCCCAUCACCAUCGAAAGCACAGAGACGUGGGCGGUUGGUGGCGAGACAACGACUGCAGCGACUGGGGAGCCACCACCUUCAAUCGAGCAAAUAAUCAGCACGCCGAGUUCCCCAAUGGAGUCCUCCACUGAAGCCAACUCCAACACAGACACAUCCUUGCCGCCUGCAGGAGGCAAGACGAAGGUGCAGGACUCCUUCAACUAUGUACGCGAAGUGCUGCCCUGCAGCGAUUCUUAUAAAUCGGAUUUCUGUCUAAACGGUGGUCGCUGUUUCCGCUUUCCGCUGGCCAAUCACAGUUUCUAUUCCUGCGAGUGUGCCGACGGCUAUGUGGGCGAGCGCUGCGAGUCGAAAACUUUGAAUGAGCAAUAUGUCAUCGCACCGCCGGCGCAGGAGCUGCAACCCAAAAUUGGCAUGGCCCGUAUUGUCCUUUCGUUUCCUAUGCUCAUAUUGCUCUCAACUAUUUACGUCGCUUUUGGCGCUGUAUUUAUGUUCCGCAGCGUUCCAAAGCAGCGCAGCGAACAGAAUCAGCUGCGCCUGCAUAAACAACGGUUUUUUGUCAGCUGUUAAAAUAACAAAGCGUUGCCAACCUGCACAAUUUUUUGUUUGCUUGUGGCAAUGCUGCUGAAAAUGUCUUUCUUUUGGAAACAUUUUUGGUUUCGCCCUUUAUGAUGAUAUUACUAGUUUUUUCUUUGUUGUUGAAUUAUUUAUCAUUUUCAUAUUUAAACGUUGCGCAACGUUUUAAUUUUAUGGCCAGUUACGCUUUAAUUACCUUUAUUAUUAAUUAGUUAUUUGUUUAGUGGAACAAAAACGCGCGCGCGCUUUUGCUUUGGAAGCUCCUUUUUUUUUGUUGGCAAUCGGCUUUCGUUUGUGGGUAACAUUUAGUUACGUUAAAUUUAAAAAUAAUUAACCUUAUUGAUAAUAACCAAAAGGAAAUAUUAAGUAUUUCAUAGAUAC
Messenger RNA from Scaptodrosophila lebanonensis, 1662 nucleotides. Its product is annotated as protein gurken. Gene Ontology annotation, molecular function: epidermal growth factor receptor binding; receptor ligand activity. The coding region runs from base 346 to 1275 and encodes 309 amino acids. NCBI's taxonomy places the organism in Eukaryota, Metazoa, Arthropoda, Insecta, Diptera, Drosophilidae. The record is from RefSeq and is a predicted model, not a curated record. The transcript has 4 exons. Gene Ontology annotation, biological process: epidermal growth factor receptor signaling pathway.